Messenger RNA from Candoia aspera, 1213 nucleotides. It is a transcript of the gene SBSPON, whose product is annotated as somatomedin B and thrombospondin type 1 domain containing. Lineage: Eukaryota; Metazoa; Chordata; Lepidosauria; Squamata; Candoiidae. The record is from RefSeq and is a predicted model, not a curated record. The transcript has 5 exons. Bases 250 to 1053 code for a protein of 267 amino acids.
CCUGCCCUGCAAGGACGAGCGGCGGCGGCUGGGAGCAUCCCUCGCCCCUUCCCGAGGACGGGGGACAAGCGCGCGGCCGCGCAGAAUUCCGGCCUUCCAGGAAAGAGCGGCGGGGAGCUCGCACGGACUCCCGCUGCCCGAGUUUCUUUUUCGCACUCACAGUUUGCCCAGAAGCGCGGAGAGAACCGAGAAACCAACUCGAGGGCGCCCCCCCACGACUAGCGAACUCUGUGCCCUCGAGGCAGGGAGAUGGGCAUCAGAGCUGCCCCGGGCAUCCUGGCUCUGGUGGCGCUUUCGGCGCUCGGGCGCCUCGCCGGGGCGGGUUGCGCGGAAGACGGGCGCUGCUGUCCCGGCCGGGAUCCGACCUGCGCCACCACCGGCUGGCGCCUCGACAGAACCUACGGGGCCUGCUUCUGCGACGAGGCGUGCGAGCAGACCGGCGACUGCUGCUAUGACUACGCCCAGGCGUGCCCAGCCCUUUCAUGUAUUGUUGGGGAAUGGAGUCACUGGAGUGGCUGUGCAGAGCAAUGUAAACCUACCUUCCGGAUGCGUACACGUAUCAUACAACAAGAGCCAAAAAAUGGUGGGGAGCCUUGUCCUCCAUUGGAAGAAAAAGCUGGUUGCCUGGAAUAUACAACUCACGAAGGGCAGGAUUGUGGAGAUGUUCCUGCUUUCAUAACUACUUCUGAAUAUAGUAAGGAGAGAAAAAAGACAGUUGUAAACCCAAGGUGGUCUUCAGAAACAGAAGAUUCUAGGAGUUACUGUGUGGAAUUUAAAACAGAAUCACUGUCUCCUUACUGCUCUAUGGAAACUCGUCCAUAUGCUCGAUGGAUGCAGUACCUUCGAGCAGGCUACACUGUAUGUGUAAUCUGCCAAGAGCCAGCAAUGCACAGAGGUAGCUUUCGUUGUACUGGAGAUGGAACUGACGCUGAUAGGAAUACAGUUCUCCACUGGCAAGCAGUUGGAAACCCAUCCUGCUAUGGAACUUGGAAGAAAAUUCAGCAAGUGGAAGAAUGUUCAUGUCCUCUUGUACAUAGUUUUAUUUUUACAUAGCAGAAUGAAUAUAUACUUUAAUAUAUUUACCUGAAGCAUGGAAUCUACCACUGGACUUACAUAAAUUUUAGGCAUUAAUUAAACAUAUGAGAAAUAAAUUUUUGACAUUAUACUCAGUCUUUCUUAUGAGUGAAUAAAGUUAAUUGAGCUAUAUAAAUUA